Messenger RNA from Macroventuria anomochaeta, 2607 nucleotides. RefSeq lists its product as uncharacterized. The record is from RefSeq and is a predicted model, not a curated record. Lineage: Eukaryota; Fungi; Ascomycota; Dothideomycetes; Pleosporales; Didymellaceae. The annotation marks the transcript as partial. The transcript has a single exon.
AUGCCGUGGCCGUUUGGGCGCAAGAGCGGAAGAGCCGCUAAAUUAAAAGAGGGUCGUUCCGCGGUUACGGACAGGAGCGGGCCUGUCGCAGAACAAACCAUCACGACUCAGGGCCAGGGCAGCGAUGCCCUGCAACAUAGGACCAGCCAGCGCAGCGGACGCCGGCGCAGGAGGAGUUCGCGCUCCACAACGUCUUUGCGCAACGUCGAGAAGAAUCCUUUCAGCGACCCACCGCUCGACCCUGGCCUUGCCAAAGAGACGCGUCUGCCCAACCCAAACUCGAGUGCUGAAGACAUCACCGCCCUGCCACACCAGCGCCUCCUCGCCCACAGCCCGCACUUGCGACCCGUCACCCAGGACUUCAGUGGCGUGCCCUAUAACUUUCAUUCUCCCUCCCACACCAGCCUGCGCACGGCAAGAGAGCGGGGGAAGCUACAGCGACCCCAGUCACUGCGCAGGGGUCCUCCCAACGAAACAUCCCUGGUCCCCCGUAAAUCCAGCAAGAGGCGGAAAGAGCAUGAUCAUAUACGCGAAGAGGAAAUCCGCGCGAUGACUCUACCAAUGCCACAGAAACGACCUGCCGGGAACUCUGGCGGCAUGCUGCGUCGAGAGAGCAAGAAGGUCAAGGGCGGCCUUAACGCACGCUUCGAACGCCCACAGUCCAACAUCUCGCUGCCCCUGGAAGACUCGAUUCACUCGUCCAUGUCCGGCAGUUCCGAACUUCGUGCCUUCCGCGUCAGCGCCCUCGAUAUCUUCGCACCACGACCGACCAUCCGCUUUUCCGUCGGCUCGCAAUACUACUACAGUGGCGACCGUUCGUCGCCAACUGCUCGCCUAGAAAGAGGCAAUUCCCGCCGGGAAAGGAGGCCCAUUAGUUCAAAAGAAGACAAGCGAUGGAAAAGGACAAGCAGGAUCGACGACCUCGCCGACACACUCGAUGCCGGUGCAUUGCGAGAGAUCCUCGAUAGGGACAAGCGGCGUCAAGAGAAGAAGGCAAAGGCAGACCAAGAGCGUCUGCGUCAUCGCCUUGAACGACGUGCAGAGAAACAGAAUGCUGCUGUAGGUGGCACACCACCAAUACCUACUCGGAGUGAUACCGUAGGAGCAGUUGGACUUGGCAUAGAGAAAGAAGUCGCAGUACCCAAGCCGGAGCCCGUACAAGAGCCGGUAGUGCCAAUGGAGGAUGUACGUCCAGCAACACCAUCGACACCGCCAUGGCUUCGUCCGCUCACACCGCCGCCUCUACACCAACUCGAGACCUUGGAGCCUACCACUCCUGCUGGCAAUGACAACAGUCAAUUGCCCACCCCCAUAGAGACACCAAUGGAGGACAUGAUCAUCUCAGAUGCUCAAGCCGUCCGCUACUCUCGAGGCAACAUUGCCGGUCCUGUUCACACCCGUGGACCAUCCAACGUUUCUAUGAUGCCAGAAUUGCUCUCCGAGAAGCUGGCCGAAGAGUCGCCCUUCGAAUCAGUCGAGCCACAUUACGACCCUACGAGAAGCGGGUCGUUACAUCCUGUCGAGACUAUUGAUACAACAACAUCCAACAAGGGCUCUAGUUACCGCCGACGCAGCUCGGAUGGACGACGAAUGAGUGCAUUUGCGUCCUUCUUCCGACGAGGCAAGCGAAGCUCUCAAGAGCCAGGUCGUGCCACACCGUCAGAAGCUUCCUUUUCAAACACUUCGCGGGAAUCGAUGUCUCGCCAGCCACUUCCAGCUCAUCUGGUCGCAACUGUACCGACCGCCCCGAUCCAGAUUAAGAGACCGUCCAGCGUUCCUCGCCGUACAAUGUCCAAGUUUAGAGAAGACUUGCCCGAGUUUCCCAUCUCUCCACCCGACUCCCGGGUGGCAUCACCAGAAGUACCUUCGACGAGUGCAAUUGCUGCACGUCGUCGAAUUCACAGCCCAGCAGACCUCCGUGUGGGCUCAAUUGGGUUGGCAGCCAAUGCUCGUUCAGACUCGCCUGUGAGCCCAGGUCUACCACUUGGCAACAAGAUGUCACAGUCGCUCGCAUCAGUGGACUCAGAGGGGUCUUGGCUGUCAGGCAAGCCGGUCAAGCGCAUUUCAAACAAAUCCAUGAUGCGGUCCAGCGUUGCCUCUUCGGCUGUCCAGCAAAACCCUGACUUCAACAACUCCUUUGAAGAGCUGGGAAUGGCAGAUGACGAGUACUUCAAAAGAUUAACACCUCAGCCAGAUGAGCUACGCCGAUCAAACCUGUCGAGCGAGCUCCUGGGCAGGAAAGCCAGCAGCACUGCCAUGGCGACUCUCGAUGCUGCCGCCGAAUCUGACGAAUCUGACGAGCUCACCCCAUCCGCCCGACAGCCCGAAGACAGCGAGCAUGUCAAGGACGGUGUUGCCCGCCAACCUACCGUUGUGCACCGAAAUGUCCGAGUCAAAUCUACGGAAGGCCUACUCACCAUAUUUGAUGCGGAUGCGCCAUCACCCGAGGAAACCCGGAAGACACUUAGCAUGGAACCAGACUCGCCACAGUCAGACAAUUCAGGCGAGCAAGUCACGGUACAACGUGCGAAGAGCGUGGACUUUGGCAAACAUCACGUGCAGCACCUUAGUGCCGGCUCUGCUAAACUUUUGGACAUUCAAAAGCGA